Messenger RNA from Dothidotthia symphoricarpi CBS 119687, 989 nucleotides. RefSeq names its product UBC-like protein. Bases 494 to 913 code for a protein of 139 amino acids. The transcript is spliced from 5 exons. Gene Ontology annotation, cellular component: nucleus. The record is from RefSeq and is a predicted model, not a curated record. Gene Ontology annotation, biological process: DNA damage tolerance; protein K63-linked ubiquitination. Lineage: Eukaryota; Fungi; Ascomycota; Dothideomycetes; Pleosporales; Dothidotthiaceae.
CCAAGAGCGCAGCUCGUUUGCAAUGUCGAUAUUGGGGUUGAUGGGCACGACAGUUUCGAGUAUUGAGUUCUCCACAAAAUCAGUACUUGCCCGGGGCUGUACCUCCGCAGAACUCGCAGCCAUCAUCGUAUCGUUACAAGAUGUCGUUUUCUAGGAGAGUAAGUGAGGUGCAGCUCACGUGUGGAACCGUGCUAAGCACAGACGAUCUUCGUAAUCCUUGUCCCUUGUCCGCUCCAUCAUAACGCUACGCCAAGAGAUUCUGGCAAGCUGCGUACGGCAAUCGCAAUCGCCGUGUUUCCUCAUCGACAUUUCGUUUGCACCAAAGUUCUAACAACCUGAAAGCUCGCCCAAUAUCCUGCAGCAUCACUGCUGCUUGCGAAACAUAUUCUCUCAUAGCGCUCGACAGCUCCAGCUUCCCUACAAAUAGCGGGGCACAUCCCACUUCCACUCACGCGUCACACCUCUCCCAGUCCUCUGCGUAACAACCACGAACAUGGGCGCCAAAGUCCCACGAAACUUCCGUCUGCUGGAAGAGCUAGAGAAGGGCGAGAAGGGUCUCGGUGCUGAGGCGUGCUCAUACGGCCUUGACAAUGGAGAUGACUUGCUGAUGUCGGACUGGAAUGGCACAAUCCUUGGCCCACCACACAGCAGCCACGAGAAUCGUAUCUACAGCCUGAAGAUCCACUGCGGCCCAAGCUACCCCGACGUGCCUCCCGAGAUCGCGUUCACAUCGAGGAUCAACCUACCUUGCGUCAACCCGCAGAAUGGAAGAGUCGACAACUCCAAGCUACCCUGCCUUGCGCAGUGGAGGAGGGACUUCACCAUGGAGACGAUACUGAUUGAACUCCGCCGGUACAUGGCCCACCCUCAGAACAAGAAGCUCCCACAGCCGCCGGAGGGAUCCAACUUUUAGGAAUAGUGAUGAUGGAAGAACAUGUGGUAACUCCAUCAACGCGAGUUGGUGACAGAUCUUGGGGAGCAGAUGGACG